Messenger RNA from Ceutorhynchus assimilis (cabbage seed weevil), 956 nucleotides. The record is from the annotation of a GenBank genome assembly. Lineage: Eukaryota; Metazoa; Arthropoda; Insecta; Coleoptera; Curculionidae.
CAACCCUAUUAGAUGUACGAACAUAUGCAUAUUAUAUACACAAAAUGAAUUUUAAAGUAGCAUUUCUGCUUUUUUAUCUAUUCAUGAUGAGAAACACUUGUGGCAAACCCUACAUAUUCUCGAAAGUACGAAGCGAAAAUACAAAGUUGCGAUGGUGUGGAUACCUCGAUAUUGUGAUGAACGAAAUUUGUGACGAGUUCCCCGACCCUAACAAUAUGUCCAAAAGAACACAUCUGGAUAUUUUCGAGUUGAUGGAACAAUUAGAAGAAUCCUAUGAAGACUCAUCCAAUUAUGACGUAUUAGUUGCCAAUGGAGAAAGCUUUGAAAAUCGUUUAUUGAAUAGCAAGCACAAGAGAGAUGGCCUAGUUUCGGAAUGCUGUCACAACACAUGCUCUCUGAAAUUUAUGCGUGAAAACUAUUGUGUCAAAGCUAAACCAACUGCACUUUUUCAUGUUGAAACACAGUUUUAGGUGGCCUGUUAAAUGAUUUCUUAUUGGAUACCUAUGUAUAAUACUCCCGAAACGAUGAUAUUUUGAAGUACAUUUAUUUGUUCUUGUAGGUAUUAGCUUCAAAAAUACUUGCAUUCAAAUUUAUCACAUAUACAUUAAAACAUUGAAUGUUUUAUAUAGAAUUUUAUUUCACGCCAUAACUACAUAAGGUAUUUGAAAUAGUAAUGCGAAAUAGCAAGAAUGCAUUCAUGAAAUUUAAAGCGCGCAAAGCAUAUGAGCAACCAUGGUUUUUCCGGUUCAAACUCAUCCAUGCGGUCAGUUGUUUACGUCAUCUUUUAAGAAAUUAUAUAGUUUACUGAUACGUCUAUGUAGAGUAAUUCAAUAAUUCCAGCAUAAUUUCUUGAUGUCUUUUAGAAUGUGAAAUGAUCUUUCGCUAGAGAUGGUUGCAAUCAAGACCGUGUUAAAUAUGCCUUCGUGAAAUUUCGAAAUAAACGUACUGCAUUUUUU